Closterium sp. NIES-67 is the source of this 1020-nucleotide messenger RNA. Lineage: Eukaryota; Viridiplantae; Streptophyta; Zygnematophyceae; Desmidiales; Closteriaceae. The record is from the annotation of a GenBank genome assembly.
GGUGUUUGCCAUGGUGCGGGCCAUGGCCUCUCAGCUGCCCAUCCCCGUCUUCUGCAAGAUCCGCCUCAUGCCUUCCCUGCACCAGACCAUCGCCCUGUGCCUUGGGCUGCAGGAGGCGGGCUGCUCUCUCAUAGCGCUGCACGCUCGCACGCCAGCUGGCACCGUGAAGCGGCGAGUGGGCCCUGCUGACCUGGCAGCUGUGCGAGCUGUCAAGAGGGCAUUGGACAUCCCCGUGCUCAGCAAUGGCAACAUCUCGUCUCCUGCUGACGUGGCAGCCAACCUGGCGUUCACCGGGGCCGACGGUGCCAUGUCAGCGGAGGGCGUUCUCCACGACCCCAAACUCUUCUGCGGCGGCAUCUCCUCCCGCGAGGACCGGCUCUCUGUGGCCUACGAAUACCUCGCCCUCUGCCACCAGCUAGGCUCGGUAGAGUCAGGCUCGGUAACCUGGCCCGGCAUUCGUCUGCAUCUGGAAUAUAUGCUUGGGAGGAGGGGCGCAGGCCGGUCGGUGUCCUUUGCCCACCAGGGCUUGUAUCGCCGGGGAUGGGAGCUGAGAGCAGCGCUGCAUGGCGCUGCGUCCCUUGGCGCCCUGCGCCAGGUGCUGCUGCACGCGCUGCCGCCGCUGUGUGAAGCUACAUCUGCACGGCUAUCACUCCACAACGAUUCAGCCUACUCGCCAGAUCUGUCACAAGAGCAAGAGCAGACAAAUGGUCCUUAAUUAUGGCCCUUCGCAUUUGGUUUGGCGCUGUACUGCCAAGACUUGCGUUCUUCUACUGUACUGUACAUAUCCUUCUUGUUCUGCUCCACACACGCUUCUGGUGAAGAGCACUAAAGGGAGAGCAGACAAGGCAUAGACAGUGAAUGCAAUAGCAGGGGGCAGGGAGGUACGGUACAUGAUCUGAGAGGUACAUGAUCAGACGGGUGAGUACCAAAUGAGGAGAAAUGUUGUGGAACAGAAGUCCCAAGGGAAUGGAGGUAGGCAGGCUGAGAGGUUAGCAUUGAGGGCGACAUGUCGAAGACACA